AUGCCAAUAUCUUUCUACAGGCCCACUAUAACCAUAUCUACAUCUGCCGAGGAAGAAGGAAUCCUUUUUCCCAUUGUUGGUGAGGCAUUCACAUUAUCAGAUUUAAGGACUGCUUUUCCUAAAGCAACGUCUUUACGAUAUAAAGACGAAACAGUACAACUGUUUCAACAUGUCUUAUGUAGAGAGAGCACAUUCAUCAAACCAGAUGGAGGAUGGUUCAAAGAAAACAGACAGUACAUUGUUGUACAAGACACAAUUGCUGAGUCAGCUAAUGCAAAGUUUGAAACCUUUGAACAAUACAGAAAACAACUUGCUUCAUCCUCUUCUGGUUUCUCAAACUCUAGACGUCGAACAGUAGAGACAUCGUCUGUAAAUAUAACUGUUGGACAUGGUCACUUUGAAAAAAGAACUUUCAAAAAAUAUUGGGGAAGCAGUCCUGUAGGAGGUACCGUAUCAGUUGGUCCAUUCACGAGUGAUACAGACACUAGAUUAGAUAUAAAAAUUAAAGCUGUCGAGAAAUUUUGUGACGUUAACAGAGCAUUUAAAGAAAAAUUCAAACACAGAAAGUUUGUGCUGCUCUAUAAAGAUGGAUCAGAGGUUGAAAGAGAACUUCCAAACGGUGAAAAGUUCUCCCUAAAAACUUACAGAGACUUUCUCAACCCUCAGAUGAGGUUUGAUAGAAUGAGGUUUUAUCUCUGUGAAAGAGAUAACUUUUUGCUGAAUACAACUUCAAUAGAGAUAGACAGCGACUCUGAUUUCGAGUUGAUGGACCCUAAGCUGGACGAUACAGUCCCACUUGUUAUCAAUAUAACAUUUUUAGUCGCAACUGAGGAAGUGAUUGCCUCGUUUCCCAAUAACACUUCAGUUAUUGGUUUGAAGACCUUUCUAAAAGACCACAGUAAUUUACUGAACAUACAGCUGAUAUACAAUGAUAGAAUUAUAAAUGAUGAUGAAAAGUUGCAAGAUCUAUCAGUGGAAAACAAUGACAAUGAGAUCACAAUAACUGUCAGAAUUAUUGAAAGUACAACUGAGAUAUCAAAACCAAUUGCUUCUCAUUUCCAUGAUGAAUCCACUCCUGAUGCCAUUUUGAGAGUAGCCCUGAAAGAAUUGGAAGGUGUUCAAGAACCUACAACUAUAUUAAAAACCUACAGCCGACAUUUCCUUAUGGGUCGUCAACUUGAUAUAACUGAUGAAUCACAAGAGAGUUUAGGUAAAACUUCGGAGGUGUUUGUUGGUCGAUCGUCUCUCUUCAAAGAUGCGUUGUCAGAGAUGAUCCAGUUAGACAACAUAAGAUAUCCAAUUAAAGUGGGAUUCUAUAACGAAGAGGUUGAAGAUUUAGGGGGACCGAGAAGGGAACUAUUUGCAAAUUUAAUGAGAGAAAUACAACAGAUGAUGAUCAACGAAGACACUAAAGAAAUAGUAAAAAAAUCAAAUUACAUAGCAGAAAAAUACUACUAUGCUGCUGGAUUAGCUAUUGGUCUCAGCGUUUUAGAGGGUGGAGAGUGUCCCAAAUACCUGAAUAUAAUGCUUGCGGAAAAGGAGGCUGAGGAAUACCAGCAGUUCCGAAGGGGUCUCUCUAAAACUGGCAUUUUACAGCUUUUGAAGGAGAAACCAACACUCGGGUAUCUGUUUCAACAGAAUUCGGGGAGACUAACAGUUGGGAAAUUAAUACACAUUUUGAAACCAGAAUUUGCUGAAGCAGGGACAAACAAAAGAACAGCCGAAGAACGACUGUACAGUUCAUUUGUUAAAUACAUUAGAAAAUCAGCAGCAGGACAACGUGGUCAAGUUACCCUAGAAAAGAUUCUUCAGUUUUCUACUGGAUCUCCAGAGGAACCGGUCUUAGGAUUUUCUAUUGCACCUAGGGUUAAUUUUGCAGCAAUCAAUGGAGAUUUUCCUACCGCCUCCACAUGUAUUAACCAGUUAACACUACCAGUAACACUUAAGAAUGAAGAUGAACUUUUUGAGAAGUUUGAUAUGGCAUUUAUGAACAAUUAUUUUGGACUAAGAUAGAUAUCGCUUUUGGUAAAUGUAGAAAUGUUCUUUAAGCUGAACGCACACCUAUGCGUAAUUGAUUCAC
Mytilus trossulus (common blue mussel) is the source of this 2080-nucleotide messenger RNA. RefSeq lists its product as uncharacterized. NCBI's taxonomy places the organism in Eukaryota, Metazoa, Mollusca, Bivalvia, Mytilida, Mytilidae. Gene Ontology annotation, molecular function: ubiquitin-protein transferase activity. Gene Ontology annotation, biological process: protein polyubiquitination. The record is from RefSeq and is a predicted model, not a curated record. Bases 1 to 2013 code for a protein of 670 amino acids. The transcript has 11 exons.